GGCAGUGUCAACAAGAAGGAGGACAUGCCUACCGAUACGAAGCGUGUUCCAGGUCCUGAAGUUGCGCAACCAUAUCAGUGGUUUUACGGCGAAAAAGAAAAACCAGUUACUGUAGGUUUACUAAAUUUGGUAUGUAAUGUUAACAAGUACAAUAGGGAAGAUGGCAGAAUGUUUGAUGAGCUCAGACCAGUUUUUUUGAAAGCCGGCAUUGUGAGCCAAUCAAAGGGUUCGGCCUAUAUGGAGGUAAAAAACACCAAGGUGAUUUGUGCAGUGUACGGACCACACGAGGUAGACCGCAGGGAGGAUUUCCAGAUGAAUGGACAGUUGAGGUGCGAGUUCAAAUUUGCAACAUUUGCUUGCCGUGCCCGCCGUCAACAUCAAAGCGAUGCUCAGGAGAAAGAAUUCUCAGUUAUCGUUCAAAAAGCGCUUGAGUCUGCAGUUUGCCUUAGUAAAUUUCCAAAAGCCCAGUUAGAUAUAUUUGUCACAGUAUUGGAAGAUGGAGGAAGCUGUCUGGCUGCUGCUUUAACUUGUGCUUCUGCGGCAGUGGCUGAUGCUGGUAUUGACAUGUAUGACGUGGCAAUAGGCUGUACUGUGAAACAAAUUGGAGAACGGUGUUUAAUUGACCCAACUUUUGACGAGGAGCAGUCUGUAUUGUCUAAAGAAAACAAGGAGGCUGGCAGUGGAAGAACAACUAUCUGUCUACUGCCCUCAAUCAACCAAAUAUCAGCAUUUUUGCAAGAAGGAGAACUUGAUGUCGAAGCAUCAGUACAGGGUAUGCAGAGUUGCAUUGAAGGAUGUCAAAGGUUAUAUCCUGUUGUUCAUCACUGCCUGAUCGAGGCUGUCAAAAAGAAGUUUUUGGCUGGUUCAAAGGAGGUUACGUGAGGUUCGGAGGACGCCUUUUGUGCUCUUCUAAUACCAUUGCAACAUUUUUUCUCAUAAUAAGAGAAGGUUAGAAGUGAAUAAAUCGAUUCCAUGGCUGCAGACAUGUGACAGUCAAUGAUCAGUAAUAUUUGGAUAUAAACAUUAAGAUGACACUGUGAUGUUUACUUGCAACUGUUGUUCAUUUCAUCAGAGUUACUGUUUUUAUUCAUUUUAACUCCAAAUCGCUUGGUAAUGUUCCAAAAUUCACCUCACUAACUUUGGGUGACUAGGGUCCGUUCGAGUGAAAAAAUAUAAAUAUAGCGAUUUACCAGUUAAUUCACCGGUACAUACUUUCUAAAACCGCCUAAUUACCUCAUCAUCUGGAUUAUUCGCAACAAUUUUGACCACCAAAUUGCUGGGUAGAUUACCGUGUAUGGGAUGACCAUUGAGCCAGAGGUGAGGAUAAAUCAACCUUAAUUGUUUUUCCAAUGUUUUGUCCACGGUCCAGCACCCAAAUUCAAUAGGGUUACAGCCCAGACGCGCUUUCCUUUGCCACACCUCGGAAUACGGUUGGCAUUUUUCGCUCGAACGGCCCUACUUCAGAAUUCAGCGCAAAAUGAUGAAACAUCAAGGUCAAGAUUCCAAGGUCUACUGAUCUACCAUUCAAACAAAAAAAGAAACUUGGCAAGCUCUGAUCAUGAAAAUUUCCUCCUUAUGAUAUACAAUAAUUUUACUUAAUUUUGAAUAACCUGUGCAUUUUCUAGAUCAAUGAAGCAAUUUUACUAGAGAUUUUUUUUUUUCUCCAGGGCCAACUUUGCAGCCCUCCAAAGUGAUAAAACUGCCAUAAUUCUGAUACCAUAUAGUGGAUAUAUAGGACACAAGUCAUGGCCUACAGAUCUACCAACAUACCAAAACUUGGUAAAAAGUUCUGAUCAUGAAAAUUACUUCCAUGUUCUUAUGAUAUACAAUAAUUUCACAUCAUUAUCUGUACUAUUAGUGACAACAUUUUGUAUAAACUGUGUAUUCGGUACAAUGAAGCUACUUUACAAAAGAAUCUUUAACAUUUUUUUUCUCCUGAGCGACUUCGUGGCUCUCUAAAAAUUUCCCAUAGUCUUAAGUGAUAAAAUCUGCCAUAAUUCUGAUAUACCAUAUUUACUUGAAAAGAACGCCUUGGAUUGUUUAUUGUUGAGAAUGGUUUUUGAUGGAGGUGUUUAUUUUUUACAUGUAUAUUUUAAAUACUCAAAUAAACACCCUUAAUUUCACUGUAAAUGUCGAGCUACAAUACAUAAUUACUGUCAAAAUGUGUUAUUGUUUGGUCAUAAAGAUCCCAGCCAGGGUAGAAAAAAUGUAAUUCUACUGUAGUAGAACAUUAAUAGAAUGUGUUGAGAAUGAUGUACUUCCAUUAGAUUUGUUUACAGUCAGUGGGGUGGGAGGGGCAUUUAUUUGAGGAAAAACAAAUGCCUCGGGGCAUUUGAGGGUGGUGUUUAUUCCAAAUGAGACUCUAGAAGGAGUAUUUAAUCUAGGGGGCAUUUAAUUGAAUUAGUACUAUAUAUAUAUAUAUGUAUUUAUACAUAUAUAUAUAUGUAUUUAUAUAUAUAUAUAUGGUAUAUAUAUAUAUAUAUAUAUAUAUAUUUAUUUAUUUAUUGACUUGGCAUUGUAAUGGUUGAAGAUACUGUUCCACUCUUGGCAGUUUAUUGAUUUUUCCAUUGUGGGAUUUCAUAUGAUAUUGACUAUAACACAAACUUCUUGCACAGUGUUUAAAUUUAACUACUGAAUAAUCAUCUGUCUUUUAUAGAAUAAAUAAUAUGGAGUUGAA
Messenger RNA from Anneissia japonica, 2677 nucleotides. Its product is annotated as exosome complex component MTR3-like. The coding region runs from base 25 to 882 and encodes 285 amino acids. The transcript has 7 exons. The record is from RefSeq and is a predicted model, not a curated record. Lineage: Eukaryota; Metazoa; Echinodermata; Crinoidea; Comatulida; Comatulidae. Gene Ontology annotation, cellular component: cytoplasmic exosome (RNase complex); nuclear exosome (RNase complex); nucleolus. Gene Ontology annotation, biological process: poly(A)-dependent snoRNA 3'-end processing; U4 snRNA 3'-end processing; rRNA catabolic process.